Messenger RNA from Emiliania huxleyi CCMP1516, 1452 nucleotides. RefSeq lists its product as hypothetical. The transcript has 8 exons. NCBI's taxonomy places the organism in Eukaryota, Haptophyta, Isochrysidales, Noelaerhabdaceae. The annotation marks the transcript as partial. The record is from RefSeq and is a predicted model, not a curated record. Gene Ontology annotation, cellular component: cytoplasm; nucleus.
AUGAAUUCCUCUAAGGAUUGGCGACGGUAUAUCAUUUCCCACUAUGCCACGUCGCCCAUCCCCCGCCACGGUCCCCCUUUUGCCUUUCUACUCUACCACAACAGCGGCUUCACGCGGCAUGCCAUCUUUACGCCCUAUGCUGGCUACGUUGCCGUCGUGUAUGCCACCUGGAUUGGCGUCUGCGGUGGAGCGUUUACAACCGAAGCGCUGUACCGGCGCCGCUGUGCGAUGGCGGGCAUCAUGUCGGCGGGCUCGGCCGAAGGCGACUUCUCGCCGGUCCCGCGCGCGGUCAUCACCGGCAACGCCGAGUCGAUCAGCGCCGCCCGGUACUCGGACGCGCAGCGCGAUGUCGCCUUCUCCAUCGCCACCGCCGGCGGCUUCGAAGUCCCGAUGCGCGCGCUCGAGUCGCAAGGCGCCGACCCGAACGCGCGCACGGAAGGCGGAGACACGGCGGUGAUGUGGGCGGCGCAGGGGUGCCAGCUGCAGUCGCUGACGAUCCUGCACGAGCUCGGGGCUAACCUCGACGCGCAGAACGAUAUCGGCUGGCACGCGGUCGUCUGGGCCGGCUCCAACGCGCCGGGCAUGAGCGGCCUCGGGCUCGAGGUGCGCUCGCGGCUGACGCAUAUGUCGCCCGUCAUGUGGCUCGUCCCCGCCGCCUUCGUGCCCGGCAUACGAGCGCUCGUCGUCGACCACGGCGUCGACAUCAACGCCGCCAACGCGCUCGGCCUCACCGCGCUCAUGUUCGCUGUGGCCGCGGAGAAGCUCGAGCUGCUCGGCGAGCUCAAGGCUCUCGGACGCAAGGGGAGCCUCGACAAGCUCGCCGAGCUGGGCGCCGACCUCGACGCGACGGAUGACAACGGGAAGAGCGCGCGCGCGCUGCUGGAGGCGGCGGCGGGUACGACCACCGGCUUGGACGACCACGGCGAGGCGCUGUCGCCGUCCCGCGUGCUAGAGGUGAUGUGGCGCGCACCGACGUGCGCCGCGACGUACCUGUAUCGUCUCGAGAGCUGCUCUGCUGGUGAGUGGCUCGCCGGGCGGGCAGCGCUGCUCGCGGGGCUCACAUUCCGCGCCGGCCCGGAUCCAGACGGGUUCCAGGCCGCCAUUGUCGGCAUCGGCAAUGACGCAGGAGACCUCGACAGCCUCGCGGCGUCGAUUGCCAUCGCGGACUGGCAGCCGGUGGGAGGCUGCGGCGGUCGGCCGCUCUGGGUGCCGAUCGCGCCGUUUCCGCGCUCCGAUUUUCGUCUACGCCAGGAUGCGUGCCUCCUAUUCAAUCACAUUGGCUUCUCAUUCGACGGAGCGGGUGCGCCAGAGGCGCUGCUGCACCUCGACGAUGUGGACGCCGCGACCGCCCGCCGCUGGAGCGACGCCGGCGGGCUGGGCCUGGCGCUCGUGGACCACAACGCGUGCGUCCCAGGCGUGCGCUCGCUCCUCGGCGAUCGCGUCGUCGCCAUC